This is a messenger RNA of Brassicogethes aeneus, 2238 nucleotides long. The record is from the annotation of a GenBank genome assembly. Lineage: Eukaryota; Metazoa; Arthropoda; Insecta; Coleoptera; Nitidulidae.
AUGGUGAACCACACUGGAAUAAUCCAAGAUAAAAACAUGAACUGCUCUGCUUGUGUUUCGCCAAAAUAUGCAUGUGAGGAAGACGAUGGCCCUUUCAAGUGGUCCACGUUGAUACAAGGGAUCAUAUUAUCCGCCAAUUUGGUGGGGUUUUUGGCGAUACAAUACCCUGGCGAAAGAUGGAUACAACGCAGGAGCCCCAAGUGGGUUUUUAGCUUCGCUGUCCUCACCAAUAUAUUCUGUGUUUACAUGACUCCUCUGGUGGCAAAAAACUCAUUGGUGGGUUUAAUACUGCUGAGGAUCUUAUCAGGUAUAGGAGGAGGCGUUGUUUUUCCUAUUGCACAUGUUUUGAUACUGAACUGGGCACCAAGUGAUGAACUUUUCGUCCUGAUGAACAUCGUCCAGUCUGGAACUCUAGUGGGGGGAGUUUUGUUCACAUGGUUAUCAGGGGGGAUUAUAUAUUACUUAACCUGGGAGUAUGUGUUCUACAUUGAAGGUACUUUAGCUGUAAUCUGGCUGAUAUUAUGGCUUAUAUUUGCAGCUGAUUCGCCGGUAAAAGCUAGGUUUAUAUCGGAGUUGGAGCGGGAGUAUCUUUCUUUAACAGUGCCCACCAUACGGUCCAGACAAUUAACCAUGAGAGAAGUCCACGAGUAUCGCAAAACGCCGUGGAAAAUUGUUCUGUCUUCACCGCCAUACUUGGCGAUUUUGUUUGCUCAAAUUUUCUCUGAAUGGAGUUGGACUUUGUUGCAACUAGACUUACCAACAUACAUUAACUACCAUCUAGGUUUUCACAUCGUCAACAAUGCUUUUUUAACGUCGAUACCUUUUAUUUCCAUUGUGGCGGUACGCGUUCUAAUCGCAAUCCUAACCUCAUUCGGAGUCAGCAUAAUAUAUGGCCUUAAAGUGAAUUUCCACCUUGUUCUAAUCAACAUGGUGAACCACACCGGAAUAAUCCAAGAUAAAAACAUGAACUGCUCUGCUUGUGUUUCGCCAAAAUACGCAUGUGAGGAAGACGAUGGCCCUUUCAAGUGGUCCACGUUGAUACAAGGGAUCAUAUUAUCCGCCAAUUUGGUAGGGUUUUUGGCGAUACAAUACCCUGGCGAAAGAUGGAUACAAAGAAGGAGCCCCAAGUGGGUUUUUAGCUUCGCUGUCCUCACCAAUAUAUUCUGUGUUUACAUGACUCCUCUAGUGGCAAAAAACUCAUUGGUGGGUUUAAUAUUGCUGAGGAUCUUAUCAGGUAUAGGAGGAGGCGUUGUUUUUCCUAUUGCACAUGUUUUGAUACUGAACUGGGCACCAAGUGAUGAACUUUUCGUCCUGAUGAACAUCGUCCAGUCUGGAACUCUAGUGGGGGGAGUUUUGUUCACAUGGUUAUCAGGGGGGAUUAUAUAUUACUUAACCUGGGAGUAUGUGUUCUACAUUGAAGGUACUUUGGCUGUAAUCUGGCUGAUAUUAUGGCUUAUAUUUGCAGCUGAUUCGCCGGUAAAAGCUAGGUUUAUAUCGGAGUUGGAGCGGGAGUAUCUUUCUUUGACAGUGCCCACCAUACGGUCCAGACAAUUAACCAUGAGAGAAGUCCACGAGUAUCGCAAAACGCCGUGGAAAAUUGUUCUGUCUUCACCGCCAUACUUGGCGAUUUUGUUCGCUCAAAUUUUCUCUGAAUGGAGUUGGACUUUGUUGCAACUAGACUUGCCAACUUACAUUAACUACCAUCUAGGUUUUCACAUCGUCAACAAUGCUUUUUUAACGUCGAUACCUUUUAUUUGUAUGUUUAUUUUUGGUAUUAUCUUUAAUAAUGCCAUACAAAAAUGCAUAUCGAAGCAGAAAAUUAAAGUUGUCACUGCGCGUAAAGUAGCCACGUCCAUAGCAAGCCUCAUACCAAUGUGUUGCUUCUUGGCUUUGGGCUUUAUAGAUUGCAAAAAAUGGUAUAUUAACAUGGCUUUGAUCAGCAUAGCAAUGGCAGCGAUGGCGGCGAUGUAUUCUGGCUUUAUAUCAAACCAUUUCGAUAUAGCCCCACUUUUCGGUGGAACGUUAUUGAACGUUUCCAAAAGUGUAGCUGCCUUUUGUGCAUUGGAGGUACCUAUAUUGGUUGGAUAUCUAAUAACGGAUGAUUAUAGCAUAAAAUCCUGGAGGAUUGUAUUUUGGGUUGCCAGUGUUUUGCAUUUUUUGCAAUUUUUAGUUUUUGUAGCGUUCGCAUCAGGAGAUAUUCAAGCCUGGAAUAAUUUAGGACAAGAAGAUGAAAUGUAA